Molecule: messenger RNA, 594 nt
Organism: Paramecium tetraurelia
Lineage: Eukaryota; Ciliophora; Oligohymenophorea; Peniculida; Parameciidae
Exons: 4
Biological process (GO): folic acid metabolic process; L-serine catabolic process; tetrahydrofolate interconversion
Cellular component (GO): cytoplasm
Molecular function (GO): cobalt ion binding; pyridoxal phosphate binding; zinc ion binding
Source: RefSeq, a predicted model, not a curated record
AUGAGUAUGGAAUUUUAGUAAGGUGGACCCUUUUCUCAUGGUUACUAAGUUGGAGAAAAAAAGUUAUCUCCUGUUAACAGAAUCUUUGAAGUCCUCUUUUAUUAACUUAAAGAAGAAACAUAAGAAAUUGACUACUAUAAAGUUGAAUUAUUGGCUAAGUCAUUUAAGCCAAAGCUAAUUGUAGCUGGUUUUUCAGCCUACGGUAGAUUAAUCAACUUUGGAAGAUUCAGAAAUAUUUGUGAUUAAGUAGGGGCUAUUUUAUUAGCUGACAUAGGUCAUACGAGUGGUUUAAUGUCAGCAGGAGUGAUUCCUUCCCAUUCCCUUUGCAGAUGUUGUAAUGAGUACUACUCAUAAAUCCUUACGAGGACCAAGAGGAAAAUUGAUGAAUCCGUUGCCCCAGGAUUAGUAGCUGGUGCUCAUUUCCACACAAUUACUGCUAUAGCCGUGGCAUUAAAAGAAGCUUAAUCUUCAUCCUUUAUGCAACUAUAGUAGAAUGUUGUUGAAAAUAAUAAACAUUUUGCAGCAGAAUUCUAAAGAUUAGGAUUUGGUCUCAUUGGAGGGAAAACUGAAAAUCACUUAAUUUGGUAGAUUUGA